CCGUAGACAAAAACAGAAAUAUAUUUUGGUCUCAUUUGCCGCCAAACCAACCUCUAAGUAGCGCGAAAUAAUUAUUUUUCCGUUAAAUUUAUUAAUAUAUAUCCUAAACUCGUUUGAUUUAAAUUACCGUCUCACUUCAAAUUGUUGGUCUCAUCUUUUUGUGAAUAUUCAGCAAACUUUAACGCCGUUCAUACUCAAACCUUAGCUUUCUAAAAAUUUAAUAAUGGCCAAGGUACAACUCGCUAAUGUAGCCGUUUUGGAUAAUCCUUCGCCUUUCCUGAAUCCUUUUCAAUUUGAAGUUACUUUUGAAUGCAUCGAAGAACUUAAAGAAGAUUUGGAAUGGAAAAUGAUCUACGUCGGUAGUGCGGAGUCGGAAGAAUUUGAUCAAGUUCUCGACACGAUCUACGUGGGACCCAUUCCUGAAGGAAGACACAUGUUUGUCUUUCAGGCGGACCCACCAGAUGUCAGUCGAAUUCCUGUAAAUGAUGCCUUAGGAGUGACCGUGGUUCUUUUAACAUGUUCAUACCGGGGUCAUGAAUUUGUUCGCGUUGGUUACUUUAUCAACAAUGAAUACACAGACACAGAACUGCGUGAAAAUCCUCCCACCCAACCCCUAUUUGAGAAAGUUCAGAGAAAUAUACUUGGUAAUAAACCACGAGUGACCCGGUUCAAAAUAAAUUGGGACGAUGGAGUGAAUUCAACUGGUGCCAAUGUCUCCGAUAGUAUGGCAGAACAAACAAUGGAACAAACUACGCAAGAUACCCCAUCGUCUACCUUAGGUUUCACAGAAAAUACACAAAACAGUAUGGAAGUGAUGUGAAAUUGAUGCUCUAGAGACAGAACAUUUAGGUGUUUAUCAUUUAUCUUUACCAAGCUCUUGAUCUUCUAUUGUACAUUAGUUUCAGCUGCCUUUGAAUUUCGCGCAACUUUUGUAUUGUUUUAUUCCAGAAGUACUAUACUUUAACAAACAUUGAUAGAUCUAUUACAGAAAGUUAUACAAAAAAAAUAUAUUUGAACAGUACAAGUGUUACUAAUAAAUUGUUAGCCGUAAAUAUUGAAUGCAAUGGACAGUUGUUAAGCGCGAUUGCAAUAGCACGUACACAAUUGAAUUACUGUAUGAAGCAAAAUUUUCUUAUAAUUGAUAACCGACAAAGUAUUGAAACUUUCCUUUCUUUGUAAUGAAGAAAAAUGGUUUGUUGGUUGGGGUACAGAUUACGGUUACCUUAACUUACAGAAGCAAUGAUUACCGUAUUGUUCUGAAUAUAAUCGAGGUUUUUAUCGUUAACAGUAUUCGCCAAAAUCGUCCUCGUCUUAUAUGUGGACUCGUCUUAUGUAA
Molecule: messenger RNA, 1336 nt
Organism: Diprion similis
Lineage: Eukaryota; Metazoa; Arthropoda; Insecta; Hymenoptera; Diprionidae
Gene: asf1
Product: histone chaperone asf1
Exons: 3
Coding region: 224-820 (198 amino acids)
Biological process (GO): DNA replication-dependent chromatin assembly
Cellular component (GO): nucleus
Molecular function (GO): histone binding
Source: RefSeq, a predicted model, not a curated record